CUUCGAGAGUAUGGUCGAAUCUGGCACGCGAUUGGCUGUCAGCUGUCAGUUUAAAAUGUUGGUUAUUGCGGACGAUGCCGUGCUAAUGUUGUGACGUUAAGCGUUUUCCUACCUUACACCUUACACCUUACACUGCGCGCUCGAAAGUUAGACAGAGAACGUGUGGUUGCACGCGAGGCCUGGCCGAGAUUACGCUACAAGCUUUCGGCGAUUAUGGCUGCCGCCGUAAGCUCCGAGCGUAUAGAGGAGGAGCAACGUUUGACUGGGAAUCCAUGCUCUUCAAAGUAAUCCUGAGUCAAUACAAAUCUGAUUUGACGUCGCUUGAUUACUUCUUUUGGGGACAUAUCAAAAGUCUCGUUUACAAGAUACCAGUGGACAACCCAAAAACACUUGUAGUCAGAAUACUUGCAGCAUUUGACAUGAUCCAGGAGAUGCCUGGGGUAUUUGAGAGAGUGUGCCAGAGUUCAACAAUGCCUGCAUUGAAUAUAGUGGUCGCCACUUCAAACACCUUUUCUGGGACUCCGUACGCCGGUGGUUUCUUUAGAGUUAAAUUAGCUCUUGGGAAAGACUUCCCGCAAGGACCACCAAAGGCUUAUUUCCUCACAAAGAUUUUUCAUCCCAAUGUAGCAAAAAAUGGCGAGAUAUGCGUCAAUACUUUAAAAAAGGAUUGGAAACCAGAUCUCGGAAUACAACAUAUAUUACUGACUGUAAAAUGUUUGCUAAUAGUGCCAAAUCCUGAAUCUGCUUUAAACGAGGAGGCUGGCAAAUUGCUUUUAGAAAGUCACGAUGAAUAUUCAGAGCGAGCGAAAAUGAUGACUGAGAUACAUGCACAGGGAGGUGGAAAAGGUAGUAAAGUGGGUCUGGAAAGUUGUGCCUCUUCGGAAAGCGGAGGACCCCUUCCAAAAAAACAUGCAGGUGAUAAGAAAUUAACAGCGGAAAAGAAAAAAAUGUUAAAAGACAGGAAGAGAACACUGAAAAGAUUAUAAAAAUAAAUCAUUAUUUAUCUGUCUUUUGUAAUUGAAAAUAUUGGUAUAUGGGGUAAUGUUGCCUCGUAUUGUAUACAAUUAUUAUUGCAUAGUAAAAUUUUAUUAUCUAAACAUGACUGAUCUUAUUAUUAACUAUGAUAUAUAGAGAAUUUGAUAUUUCUAGUAUGCAAAAACACGAGAAAAAGAAAAAUUGAUCUACAUUUUGUGGAACAUGAAGUACAAUUCUGUAGCAAUCUCUAUAAUUGCGGGCUGAAUUAUAGUAAUAGCCUUUUCUCUAUGCUAUUAGCAAAUAUUUUUACAUAUGUACAAAAUGAUAUAUGAUUAAGUAAAAUAAAAUGUGUCUUCGCAUAAUA
Formica exsecta is the source of this 1339-nucleotide messenger RNA. RefSeq names its product ubiquitin-conjugating enzyme E2 S. Lineage: Eukaryota; Metazoa; Arthropoda; Insecta; Hymenoptera; Formicidae. The transcript has 5 exons. Bases 273 to 986 code for a protein of 237 amino acids. Gene Ontology annotation, biological process: protein polyubiquitination; ubiquitin-dependent protein catabolic process. The record is from RefSeq and is a predicted model, not a curated record. Gene Ontology annotation, cellular component: nucleus. Gene Ontology annotation, molecular function: ubiquitin conjugating enzyme activity.